CUCCUCCUCCUCCUCUCGCCCCCUCCUCCUCUCGCCUGGCGAGGGGGGGAACUCUGCACCGCUCCCCGGGUCCGCCGUGGGUGCGCGUGGCGGGCGCCCUCCGUCCCCUCGGCGUGGAGCUGUGGCAGUACGCGGUGCGGCUGGAGCGUCCGCACGGCGAGGAGGGUCCGCCCGGCGAGGGGGAGGCGGGCAGGGCCAGCGGCUGCCUGACCCGCGAGGAGUACGAGCGCCACACCAAGGAGAUCAGGUUUCGCAUGUACAGGUGCCUGCUGGAGCGCGGUCCCCAAGGCUCCGGGGCCGUGAUCCUGGGGCACCACCUCGACGACAUCGACGAGAACCGCCUGGAUCACCUGCAGAAGGGCCACUUCCUCGGCGACGUGGAGGGGAUGCGCGAGUGGCGCGAGAUUCACGGCGUCCCUCUCCUCAGGCCGCUGCUGCGAUGUCGCAAGGAGGACUUCCAGAGCCUCCUCGCGGUGUUCCCCGUACCCUUCCUGCGGGACUCCACGCCGGCGUGGUCGGUGCGGGGCGGCACCCGGGCAGUGCUCGAGUCGCUGGGGCUGGAGGAGCGCGGGCGGCUCACGGCGCUGCUCGACGAGUUCGGCGCGCUCAGUGCCGAGGUCGGCGGCAGGCUGGACGAGGCGGUGCGCGGGUGGGCGGAAACGCACGCCCGGCUGGUGCCGCUGCCGAAGGGCGCUUCCGGGCUGCUGCUCGACCUCGGCCAGCUCUUCGCAUUGGGCCAGGAGGCGCCCCUGGAGCGCAUCGCGGCGGUCGUCGACGCCAUCCGCGAGGCGUGGAACCCAGCGGCGCUUGCCGCGCAGCCGAGCGCCGCGGCGGAGAUCCCGGAGAGCCACCUGGGCGACGCGCCCUGGCUGCUCUUCGAGCGCGGCUUCUUCGCCGCGGCCGGGGGCCUGCUCUCGCGCAGGCGCGGGCACUACCACACCUCGGAGGGCCUGUCGGUCAACCGGAGGGCCGUGCGCCACCUCUACGACAACAUGCGCGAGUGCGCGCGGCCGCACUUCAGCGGCGGGCUGACGCAGGAGCUGGGCUACGUCCACGUCGCGGGCCCGCCCCGCAGGGCCCUGCUGCUGUACGACGCCUCCGCGCACCCGGGCGUCGACUUCAAGGCGAUGAGAGCGACGCUGGUGCAGACCGCAAGCCGCGCGUAAAAGGACGCAAGUCGG
Prorocentrum cordatum is the source of this 1181-nucleotide messenger RNA. Lineage: Eukaryota; Dinophyceae; Prorocentrales; Prorocentraceae. The record is from the annotation of a GenBank genome assembly.